Molecule: messenger RNA, 1428 nt
Organism: Triticum aestivum (bread wheat)
Lineage: Eukaryota; Viridiplantae; Streptophyta; Magnoliopsida; Poales; Poaceae
Exons: 2
Coding region: 38-946 (302 amino acids)
Source: RefSeq, a predicted model, not a curated record
UUACGCCAUCCAGAGCUUGAUCGAGCGGUAUCGAUCCAUGGCCUCCACAAUUCCGCCGUGGUCUGAAAUCCCACAGGACAUCCUGGGCCUCGUCAUCGACCGCCUCUACUCCUCCCCUGGCCACACACGCUUCUCCGCGGCGUGGUCUAAAAUCUUGCUCGCCGUCCCUGUCGCCGCCGCCAACCGCCGUGGCUUCCAGCACCUGUGCCGCCGUACCCGGCACUCGGCCGCUGCCGACCGUGCCCGCUUCCGCGCCGUGUGCCGCUCAUGGCAUCUGGCUAUGCGCCAACAUGUUUCGACGACACCUGAGGCGUUGCCAUGGAUUGUCAUGUCAGACGGCUCGUUCUUCACACAUUCCGACGGCGGCUGCAGCGCGCCACGCCGUCUCCCUUCCCUGCCGGAGAACGCAAGAUGCAUUGGGUCCACUGAUGAGUGGCUUGCCCUUGACUGCACUGAUGCAGAAAACAUGCACACCUACUUCUUGCACAAUCCUUUCUCCAACACGACGGUGCCGCUCCCCGAGUUGAGCCCUAUCAUCGGUGAUGUCUCUGAGUUUUUCGAGGUCCACAAAGUGCUAUUGCGGUCAAGCCCUCAUGACAUCGUUGCUCUCAUGACCAACAACUCUAAUCAUCCCAUCAUAUUAAUCCGACCAGGAAAGGGUGUAUGGCUGCCUAAGCCGGAUACAACACCCUUCAACCUCAUCAUCGAUAUUGUUUUUCUUGAAGCGGCAUCACUCAGGCUGAGGACCUUGCCUCUGUCAGUAUUGAUUUUGAUGACCAUGGCAUACCGACCGUUACCACUACAGAGCGCCUCAUCAAACACCCACCCUUGGAAAAUUGUGAUUUUGAUGUAUGGAGCGAUGUUGAUGAAAAGUUGGAGGCCAACGAUGGUAUGGGUGAUAAGCACGAGGUUGAGAACGGUGGCGACGACCAUGAUGAGGAACUGAAUGAAGUGGAUGCUCGCGCACAUGCCUUAUAUGAAUUCAAAAAGAGAACCGGUGAUGGCAUGAUUCUCGAAGGCACGACCUAUUUGGAAGAUAGCGAGGUGCCAUAUGAGCCCAAUGAUCUCAUCUCGGUCAAUUGGUACUUGAUCGAGUCUCGUGGAAAGUUGCUCAUGGUGAGACGACAAGUGCAAUGGCCUCUAUAUAGUAUAGGCUUCACUCGCAAGGUGGAGGUUUUCAAAGCGAAUAUCAGCGCAGGUGCAUGGGUGCCAGUUUCAGGUGAAAUGUUCAACACCAGAUCACAAAGCAUGAGCCCACCUCAAAGGGACAUCGAUCGCCGGCGGUCAAUGUGGAUCUUUUCCUCGGAGAUUGUGGUUUAAUAAUUUUUGUAAUAAUGUAGGGUUAAUUUAGAUAAAUGGUCCACAUGUACAUUUUCAUAAGUUAGUUGUUUCUGAAAGUGCGUUAUAUCGACUAGAGGGGGGGUGAAU